Messenger RNA from Cylicocyclus nassatus, 591 nucleotides. NCBI's taxonomy places the organism in Eukaryota, Metazoa, Nematoda, Chromadorea, Rhabditida, Strongylidae. The record is from the annotation of a GenBank genome assembly.
AUGAAGGGCUUUUUCCGAGUACUGCAGAUCACUGUGAAACACCAGCCAAAGUUGGGGACUGUCAGCUGCGCAAUCCAAAGUGGUGCAAAAAUUGACAAUUGUAAAGGUUUCAUGUAUGCUGAAUUCGCUCCAAGGACCCCCGACAUAAAGGUAGCUGAAACAUUCGCGGCUGAAAUAAACCCGAAAAAAGAAAAUAAUGUUGAAGUUGAAUUCAACUGCGGAGAGAGUAAGGAAGGUCUUGUAUGUGCCGCUUUAUGGGAACCCAAGGACGAGGAACCACGUACGCCCCCGAAGAGAGGAAGAGGAGGAACCGGCAGACACUCAAGCCGAUCUGGCCCGCAGGAGAAAAGAGGACAGAGGCAUUCUGGCAGGCAGGGCCAACCUGGGUCGACCGUGCAGGAAAGCCUACCUGACCAGCAUACCAGGCAGGAAGAAGAGGAAGAGACGACGUUUGACAAGCAGAGCCAAACUCACCUGGGUACUCAGCAAGGACCAAACCUGACGAUGUCUGGCGAGCCGGCAAGUCAAGCUGAAUUGGAAAACGAAAAACUGAAUAAACAAGAGCUAGAGACUUCGCAGUCGCAAGGAUAA